AUGCUCAAAGCUUGGGGUCAUACGCAUUCUCUUGGGUAUUUUCCGGAUCACCUUCACAUCGAACCGGGUGUCGUUGCGGAAUUCGCGAUCAUCGCAGGUUCCAUAGUUUGUCUAUAUGGCUUCCGACUCCUUCGCGUCAUGGUUUUUCUGUGCGGGUUCCUCGUCGCCGGGCUUCUGUCCUCGGCAGCGUUGGAAAACACGUUUGGACUGGCGACGUGGGUACUGGUGGCUUCGUGGAUUGGGUGCAUGAUCGCUGGUAUCGCAGGUGGUUGUGUCGCGCUGGCAUUUCUCCCAUUUGGUGUGUUUUUGGCGGGGUCCAUGUUGACUUUUGCGUUCACCUCGUCACUUCCCUACCGCGUGCUACCGGAUGUAUCCAACACCGUAUUAGACGUUGUCGUGGUGCUCUUGGGUGGCAUCUUGGCGUGGCUGCUCGUGCGACCCUUUGUUAUUAUUGCUAGCAGUCUCGUGGGCUCCGUCACGGUCAUUUGGGGCAUCGGCUACUUUGCCGGCAAGUACCCAAGCAACGACGACAUUGAGCGCUUCCAUUUGCGAGACAUGGACAGAAGAUCGUGGGUGCACGCAGUCCCGAUCGCAUGGUGGGCUUAUCUGGCCGCGAUGUUGCUGCUGUUUGUAGUCGGGAUACUCAAACAAGCUCGAGAUGCCAGCAACGCACGUAGUUACAGCCACAUUGGUCACUACACGGGCUGGCGAUCGAGUACUUUUCCGUGA
Hyaloperonospora brassicae is the source of this 729-nucleotide messenger RNA. NCBI's taxonomy places the organism in Eukaryota, Oomycota, Peronosporomycetes, Peronosporales, Peronosporaceae. The record is from the annotation of a GenBank genome assembly.